Molecule: messenger RNA, 2116 nt
Organism: Punica granatum (pomegranate)
Lineage: Eukaryota; Viridiplantae; Streptophyta; Magnoliopsida; Myrtales; Lythraceae
Source: RefSeq, a predicted model, not a curated record
CAGCUGAAUCUCUUCAUCCCUUGCCUGCCUUCCCCCCCUUCGCCCUUUUCCACCAAUUUGGAUUGGACUCGGAAUCGGAAUCUCUACAGAGUGCAUACCGGUAAUGGGCUCUACGGUCGAGGACGAGCGAUCCCGCCUUGAAGUUGGCCUCCUGCAGGAUGGAGAUGACAAGCUCUACACUGGGGAUGGUUCUGUUGAUCUCCAUGGGAACCCGGUUUUGAAGAGCAAUACUGGGAAAUGGAGAGCUUGCCCCUUCAUCCUAAGCACUGAGUGCUGCGAGCGUUUGGCCUACUAUGGGAUCGCUACGAAUCUUGUCAGUUAUCUCACCCACAAACUGCACGAGGGAAAUGUUGCCGCAGCUAGAAAUGUUACGACUUGGCAAGGGACUUGCUAUCUUACUCCUCUCAUUGGAGCAGUGUUGGCUGAUGCUUAUUGGGGAAGAUAUUGGACAAUUGCCACCUUCUCCACCAUUUACUUCAUCGGAAUGUGUACUCUGACUCUCUCUGCAUCGGUCCCUGCACUGAGGCCUGUAGAUUGUGUCGGCUCCUUAUGCCCUCCCGCUACGUCUGCACAAUAUUCAGUAUUCUUCUUUGGGCUCUAUCUGAUUGCUCUUGGCACGGGAGGGAUCAAGCCCUGUGUGUCAUCAUUUGGGGCAGACCAAUUUGAUGAUACAGAUCCUCGAGAAAGAAUGAAGAAGGGUUCCUUCUUCAAUUGGUUCUAUUUCUCCAUUAACAUCGGCGCUCUCAUCUCUAGUAGUUUGUUGGUGUGGGUUCAGGAUAACGCAGGAUGGGGAUUAGGGUUCGGUAUCCCUGCAUUGUUUAUGGGUCUAGCUAUUGGGAGUUUCUUCUCAGGCACUCCCAUUUAUAGAUUCCAAAAGCCAGGAGGGAGCCCCAUUACGAGGGUAUGUCAGGUUGUGGUUGCAUCAUUUAGGAAGUGGAAUGUGAAGUUGCCUGAAGACAGUAGUCUUUUGUUUGAGGUCGGAGAGAACGGCUCCGCUAUUGAAGGGAGUCGGAAAUUGGAGCACACGGACGAACUCAAGUGCCUUGAUAAAGCUGCGGUUCUCUCUGAAGCAGAAAUCAAGAGUGGAGACUACUACAACCCAUGGAGGCUUUGCACUGUAACCCAGGUGGAAGAACUGAAGAUCUUGAUUCGAAUGUUCCCGAUCUGGGCCACUGGAAUUGCAUUCUCUGCAGUUUAUGCACAGAUGUCCACCAUGUUCGUUGAGCAGGGUAUGAUGAUGGAUACGACGAUUGGGUCCUUCACUAUUCCACCAGCCUCCCUCUCCUCAUUCGACGUGAUCAGCGUGAUCUUCUGGGUCCCAGUUUAUGACCGGGUCAUUGUGCCAAUCGCCAGGCGGUUCACUGGUAAAGAAAGAGGGUUCUCUGAGCUUCAGCGGAUGGGCAUCGGCCUCUUCAUCUCGGUCCUGUGCAUGUCUGCUGCCGCAAUCGUGGAGAUUGUGCGACUUCGGAUGGCACACGAUCUCGGACUGGACGACAAGGAGGUGGCUGUCCCGCUCAGCAUACUUUGGCAGAUUCCACAAUAUUUCCUCCUUGGUGCUGCUGAGGUCUGCACCUUUGUCGGGCAGCUUGAGUUCUUCUACGACCAGUCGCCGGAUGCCAUGCGGAGCUUCUGCAGCGCCUUCUCUCUCCUUACAACUGCACUUGGGAACUACUUAAGCUCGUUCAUUCUGACCCUUGUGACCUACUUUACAACCCGAGGAGGGAGUGCAGGGUGGAUCCCCGAUAACUUGAACGAGGGUCACCUCGACUGCUUCUUCUGGCUUCUUGCUGGCCUCAGCUUCAUGAACAUGCUGGUCUACAUUGUGUGCGCAAAGAAGUACAAGCAGAAGAAGGCCUCGUGAUUCAAUCCAUCGUGGAAAGAAUGGGUGUCUUCAGCAAGCCUUCCUUUGAAAGGCCUGCUUCUUCUUAUAAUGUGUAUAUAGUUUAGCGUUCCAUGUUGGAUGUGAAAAGAACAUCUGAAUGGCUUCAGAUUCAAUUGCUUUCACUUCCCUUGUAAAAUUAAACAUCACGAUAGCAAUGCUCGAACAAUUGAAGCUGCUGCUUGAAAAUUCACGAUGAAACUGAAAAGUCAUGGAAGAUUUGUGGGUUCGACGAGA